This is a messenger RNA of Cherax quadricarinatus, 3501 nucleotides long. RefSeq names its product inactive ubiquitin carboxyl-terminal hydrolase MINDY-4B-like. Lineage: Eukaryota; Metazoa; Arthropoda; Malacostraca; Decapoda; Parastacidae. Gene Ontology annotation, biological process: protein K48-linked deubiquitination. Gene Ontology annotation, molecular function: K48-linked deubiquitinase activity; cysteine-type deubiquitinase activity. The record is from RefSeq and is a predicted model, not a curated record.
CGGCUUCCCUGUCAGACGGGACGUUCGUGGCGUCCGUGUGUCGUGUACGGAGGUCGCCUCGGUUGCUCUUGCAGAAAUUAUAUAGAAGUUUGCAGUCGGAACUCAUUACUAUUAUAACAAUUAAUUAUGAGUAAAAAUAGGCAAGAACGGCAAACUUUAUAUCAGAAACUUCUCUUGCUGGGCACCGAUAAGCACGGGUCAGAGAGAGUGCUGUACCCAACUAAACCCAAAGGUUCGGUGCAGAAAGUACCAAUACUUGGAGGGACACCCAUCUCUGCUGACACUGCCGAGGCGUUGAGGAAACAGGUGUUUGGCUCUGCUGAACUACGGAGUCCGAUGGAGAGUGAGUGGCUGGGUCAGUCCUUCUGUUUCAACGACGCCGACACGCCUCAGAGCUACAGUCUGAAGAUGCCCAAGGUCACCAACAAGGGUUUGGCUAUGUGUGUCCAGGGCUUUAUCCUCAAGCACUUGCUCUUCACCAGACGAGGUCCUAGAGUGGUGACUGACCCCUCUACGUUACUGCGGGCGACGACAAGAGCGCAGGAGGAGGCGCUAGUAGGAGCCCUCAGUGACAUCCUGUGGAAGGCCGGGGAGCGACAACACGCAGUCCUUUGUCUAACACAGGAGAACGUCUACGUCAACGACUCGUCGUCCUACCAGACCGAUGGAUGCACCGAGAGGAUUCACACCUUCGAGUUCAAAAAGCAAGAUGAGCUUACCUUCAAUCUUAAGAAGUAUCUCUUUGAGUUCCUGGCAGAGGAUGGCAACGGGUUGCUGCUCUUCCUGUACAGUGUCGUCCUCUCACGGGGUUUUGCAAAGAUAGUCGAUGACAUGGACGGAGAAGAGAAUAGUCUGUUGCAGAGCAACGGGACCAUCCACCCGGCACUGGCUACCUUGCUACUAACGGGGCGCGCUACUCUCUACCUCCACAACGGUAUCAUCUACGAGGGCUCUGAAGAUACCAUGGCCAAAGCCAGAACGGGCAUUGUGACCCGGGCUGAGGUGGGGUUGCUGGUGUGGUCGAGAGAGGAAGACGGUGGCAGGAGCAGUGUGGGCUCGCGCCUCAAAACUCCUUCAUUCCCAGUCUGGGUUACACGAUGUAAGGACAUGUAUGGCAUCCUCUUUAACCCUAACAAGGAGCUCACUCGGGAUUACCAUGCUGAGAACAGAUUCGACCUCCACUACUACUCCGCUAAUCCCAACCAGACUACAGCAACUAUAAUUACCAUCGACACUCGCAGUCAAACUACCAGAGACGAGUACCACUCCCCACCUCGAAACCUGAUUCAUACCAAGUGGCAAGGGGCCGAAGUCAAUUGGAACGGGUCGGCGCCUUAUGUCUAGAUUGUAACGCUAUGCAGGAUCCUGAAGUGUUCUUGCUGCAGAGGUUUGGGGCAUGAGGCUUUCUUCAUGCAGGAGCCCAAUGUCAGCCAGCGUCCUCUGGGCCUCAAGCCUGUAACAUCAUCCUCCGGCAUCCUCGACUUCUGCAACGUCUUCCUGCAUCCCCAAAAUUAUCUCAUACUUUUUCUGUAUUGUUUCGAUAUAAUAAUGCUUUGAAAAAUCUUGUAUUAUGUUUCACGAAGCACUUCUUACAGAAUAACAAUAAAGGGUAUAUGAACAGCGACAGAUUAUACGUAAAAGGACACUAACAUUUUUUAACUCAUUCUUGAAGGCAACGUUUUCCUCUACUAGAGGUAUUUUUAAGUCAGUAGACAAAAAUGAAGAGAACAAUAUUUAACGGCAGGAGAAAGUAGAGUGGGGUGCAGUAUUAGAGAUAAGGUUCAAUUUGAUGUCUGGUCACGACGAGAUGUUGUGCUCAGUAUCUUUUUGCAGAGGCUUGGCGAAGUGAAAACUUCCGUGAAUUUUUAUCUCUGAUGUUGGAAGUUGUGAUGUCUCUAAACACUUUCUCUUUGAAUUUAUUACUCUUUGUUGACUCGUUUGGCUAAUGCUCAUUGCAUCAAGCGGGCAUGUAAAUUAUGAUAUUCAACUCGAGCAUUAUCAAGAUUGAUCGAGAAGUACAUUUGUGGUUGUUUAUUCGCACUGACAGGCUCCUGCCAGUUUUUACAACGUACAAUUCUAUCACAUGCUCUACAAGGAAUUUCAUAUAUCCUAAAAUUAGCAUUCUUUUCUUGACUGUACGUUUAAUAUUUUUAUGUCUUGUGAGUUUCAGUAUAUUUUGCUUCCUGCAUAGUUAAUAAAAUUUAUGAUUUUGAUCGGCACCUUACCUACGUAUAUGUCAAAGUUGCUCUCGAUUUUGGUUGUGAUGAGUGUCUUUGUGGCUUUCCUUCUGCAAUCUCAUAUAAAUACUGUGGGCUGCUAGCGUAAUAUAAAAAAGAAUGUCACUGAUAUUGUUACACCCUUUUAGGAAUUAUUGGUUGUGAAUUCUAAAGGCACGCAGGAAAGAUCCAAGAAUCAUCUUUUUUUCUUUUUAAGAUUCGUUGUGUGACCAAUGGAGUAUAAGGUCAAUUAUGAUGGUUGGCAUAUAAUAGACUUGAAAAAGAACUUGAACCUGGAAUUGAAGGUAUUCAUACUCGGUUUAAGGAAUUGGAGCACAGGUCCAAUUCCUUUGAUCAAGAGACCCCUCACCCCUCCUGAGGGGGUCAUGGAUGAGAUACGUCGAUGUCAUCAUCGUAGCUCCUGAAAAUCUUUAUUUAAGUACGUCUUCUUCACACCUUAAACAGUACUCAACCCUCAGAAUAAUUCACCUUAGAAAAGCAGUUGAGCAGCACACUCCCGCAUCUUGCUUUUCUUAUCUACAAACUACAGAUGUCUUAUCUUUUCAAGUCUUUCGUAAACCAACCAUCACAAGUGACCUCACACACUAUUGUUCACACCACGACACCAAAAGAAAAAGACGUAUCCUGAUCGGUUUUGUUUUGUGCUUGGCUAUAGGAUAACCAGUCCAGAUUUUCUUGAACAGGAAUGUAACAAAGACAUAGUAUUGAAAUUAUUCUGUCUUACAUUAUACAUACAAGGCUGCAGGAGGAAUAACACAAAGAUACCCAAUGCACCCAAAACCAGGAACAAUAGUGACCUUUACAUAAUGUUAACCAAGGGUAAUGUGCCGAUAUCACAAAGUUACUAAAACUCGCCGGUAGCAAAGUAUGAGUCAUUACUUCAUCCACUAAAAGGGAACUCGCAACGCACAACAGCAGUCAAACAACAACCAAAACACAAAUUGCUGGUAUGUAUAAAAUUCCUUUUUUAAGAAGUGACAAAAUAUAUUUCGAGGAAACCCAAAAAUCUAUCACCGCGCAUAAAUGAACAUAGAAAAGAUUCUAGAACAGAUCAACCAAUCAGUACAGAAGGUGACAAAUUUAUGAAAAGUGUUUAGAAAUUUUCCUUAUGACAGCUUUCAACACUAUUGCUCAUAACAAAUUAAGUCUUGGCUUUAGCCAAGCAACUGACAUAAUAAUUGUUGGGCAAAGUAUAUCGUCGUGGCCAACCAUCAAAUUGAAUCCUGAACAUUAAAAUGGUAUAAAAUACCGACAGAUUGUUAGG